AUGGAAGAAUUUAAGAAUCUAAGAAUUGAAUAAAUUAGAUGGUCAUUAUGAUUGAGUGUAUUCAGUCUGCUUCUCUCGUGAUGGUAUUACAUUAGCAACAUGUAGCAAAAAUCCUUUUUAUAAUAAAAUUGAUAACUCCAUCUGUUUAUGGGAUGUAUAAACAGGAUAAAAAUUAGGAAAAUUAGAAGGUCAACAUGAAUGUGUUAAAUCAGUUUGUUUUUCUCCUGAUGGAAAUACAUUAGCUUCUGGUGGUGAUGAUAAGGUUAUUUGUCUAUGGGAAGUGAAGACUAAGAAAAAAAAAACCAAAUUAAAUGGUCAGACUAACACUGUCUAAUCAGUCUGUUUCUCUCCUGAUGGAAAUACAGUUGCUUCUGGUAGUGAUGAUAAGUCUAUUUGUUUUUGGGAUGUCAUAACAGGAUAAGAAAUUAAAUCCUCUGAUAAAAAUUACAAAGAUAUUCUUGCAUAAAUUAAGAUUCCACUCCAAUAACAUAGCCAUAUUUCCGAAGGUCGUAUUUAUCCCCUAUCAUAUUGUUAGCCUCCAAUUUCAUCACAACACUCCUUAUAUCCUAAUCUGCAAUAUUCUAAGCAUAAGGAGCUCUAGUUCUCGAAGGAGAAUUCAUCAAUCAUCAUGGAAUUGAUUCGAGACCUUUAUUGAAAUCCAAAAGUAGCUGUAUUUCGGAAAACCAAUUAGGCUGCCAUUAAAAAUGA
Molecule: messenger RNA, 708 nt
Organism: Paramecium pentaurelia
Lineage: Eukaryota; Ciliophora; Oligohymenophorea; Peniculida; Parameciidae
Source: the annotation of a GenBank genome assembly